GCGGCCGCGGAGCCGCGCGGGGGAUGUGAGGCCGGAGGGACCAGCGCGGAGACAAUGCGGGGGUGGGGUCCCCCCCCCUGCUAGGGACCCCCCCCGGCCAGGUGAGCCCCGCGCAGGUGGCGCCGCGGGGGGACCCCCGCCCAGGUUCAUGUGCGGGGACCAGCCUUAUAUGGACUCCUCGCUCCAGCAAUGGCUCGGGAUUUUCCAGCGGCAGGCGCGGGUUCGGCGCGGCUGAACCAGAUCCAGAAGUGAUUUUUUUUUUUUUUUUUUUUGGCGUCUGUCCCCUUCGUCUAAUUUUUUUUUUUUUUUCCUUUAAUUUUUUUUUUUUUUUUUUUUUUUUUUUUCCUGGAGUUACAAACUAUUCCCGAAACCAGCUGCUGGAAUUUUCCCCCGUGGCAGAACAACCGCCAGCACCGCAGAGAGACCCGUCUCUACGGCCGCUUAUUUUUCUAUAAACCCACAUCGUUAUCAUUAUUUUAGUGUUGUUAUCACCGUGUUUUUUGCCCCCUUCUCCACGCGUGCCCGUCCCUCCCCGCGUCCCCGCGCGGCGCCGCUCGCCGUGUGCGCGCCCAGCCGCGACCCGGAGCUGCGGCUCCAACUUUCCCGAGGCGGAAUUUGGCCGGAACAUGUCUCUGACCAACACAAAGACGGGCUUCUCGGUGAAGGACAUUUUGGACCUGCCCGACACCAACGAUGAGGACGGCUCGGCGGAGGGCGGCGAGGAGGAGAGCGAGGCGCCCGAGCCGCCGCGGAAAGCGGGAGUUUUGGGGCAAAGCCCCUUGGACACUGUUCCGACGCUGCCUUUGAAGAGCCCUUUCUAUGAUAACAGCGAUAAUCCCUACACGCGCUGGCUGGCGAGCGCCGAGGGCAUCCAGUACUCCCUGCACGGUCUAGCAGCCGGCGGCGGCGGCCAGGACCCCUCGGCCAAAUCUCCGGAGCCGUCGGCAGACGAGUCGCCCGACAACGAGAAGGAAGCGGCGGGCGGCGGGGACGCGGGCAAGAAGAGGAAGAGGAGGGUGCUCUUCUCCAAGGCGCAGACCUACGAGCUGGAGCGGCGGUUCCGGCAGCAGCGGUACCUGUCGGCGCCGGAGCGGGAGCACCUGGCCAGCCUGAUCCGCCUGACCCCCACGCAGGUGAAGAUCUGGUUCCAGAACCACCGCUACAAGAUGAAGCGGGCCCGGGCCGAGAAAGGUAUGGAAGUGACUCCUCUCCCCUCGCCGCGGCGGGUGGCCGUGCCGGUGCUGGUCAGGGACGGCAAGCCCUGCCACACGCUCAAAGCUCAGGACUUGGCGGCCGCCACGUUCCAGGCGGGCAUCCCGUUCUCGGCGUACAGCGCGCAGUCCCUGCAGCAGCACAUGCAGUACAACGCGCAGUACAGCGCGGCCGGCAGCCCCCAGUACCCCACAGCGCACCACUUGGUGCAGGCGCAGCAAUGGACCUGGUAAAAAAACUCCCCCCCGCCAA
Molecule: messenger RNA, 1464 nt
Organism: Oenanthe melanoleuca
Lineage: Eukaryota; Metazoa; Chordata; Aves; Passeriformes; Muscicapidae
Gene: NKX2-2
Product: NK2 homeobox 2
Exons: 3
Coding region: 627-1445 (272 amino acids)
Biological process (GO): cell differentiation; regulation of transcription by RNA polymerase II
Cellular component (GO): nucleus
Molecular function (GO): DNA-binding transcription factor activity, RNA polymerase II-specific; RNA polymerase II cis-regulatory region sequence-specific DNA binding
Source: RefSeq, a predicted model, not a curated record